AUGGCUAUGGGUUCUGACGGAGACACAGACCAGACCUCCAGUUACUCCUCAGGCCUGUCGGACUCGGAGAAGGAACAGCAGGUGGUCUCCCUCCUCCGGACCAGGACCAUGUCCAGGCUCAGUCUGCGGCUCGAUGACGGCCUGUUGGACCGAGGUCUGCCGCACAGCAGCGCCUCCUUCAGCGUGGGAGGAGGCAGCUGGAGGAGCAGCAGGUCUCUGAAGUGUCGUCGUUCCCAGCAGCUCUCCGCCGCCUGUUCGGAGUCUCUCCUCGGCAACACUCCUCGUAGACCGAGCGUCCGCUCGCUCCACAGCGUGGCCUCGGACGCCUCCCUGCUGUCCUCGCUGCUGGACGACUCGUCCGUCCAUGAGAACACGCUGGUCGACACGCUCUGGGGUUUGGACGACGACGUCGAUCCUAAAGAAAGCACCGUCAUCAUGGAUCAGAGCAGCGUCCUGGUGAACAGCACUCUGAUUGGUCUAGACGGCUGCUGUGACAAACACCUGCUGCUCUCGGACAGGAAGGAGUCCAUCAUCACACACUGCUCCUCCUCCAAAUACAGCUCCGCCUCCUGCUCCACCCCCUCGCUGACGGGACCAGGGCCCUCCAACCACGGAGCAGCAGAGACGUCCGUCGUCUACUGUCGAGACCGGAGCCGCAGGAGGACGACGACGACGACGACGACGACGACAACAGCAGGUGUUCUGUGGGACGCAGGCGUGAACCUGAGCAGAAGGGCGGCGUCUGCUGUCGCCGCCCUUCUGCUCACUCUGAUUCACCUGCUGCUGCAGAGACGUCACCAUGUGACAGCUCGUUCUGGUCACUGUGGCGUCAUGGACCUGAAGGAUUCGACCACGAGCCUGAAGGAGCUUGAUCCCAACAGACCUCUGUCUCGGAGCGUCGGUCAGCUGACUGGGAGCGCAGCCUCAGCUGUUUGGCCUCUGACGAGGAGAAUGAGUUUAGCUUCACGGAGCAUCGGACGCUCUGCAGGUGAAGUCUUCGGGUGGCUCAACAGAAGGCGUCACAUGACUGGUCCUGACUACGCCUUCCUCCUGACUUGGUUCCCUGUACGAAGGCGACUUGUCCUGAUGCUCCUCCUCCUCCUCCUCCUCCUCCUCAGCCCAUGUUGGCUCGGUCCCGCCGGCCUGCAAUCCGUCCUCGCAGCACUACACCUCACCGAGUGGAGGACGCCGGUCUCCCACGUCCCUGGUCUGGUGUCCUCACAGGGCCAAUCAGCAGAGGGCGCUGUGGAGGAGACACUCUACGGUCGGGCUCCACCUGCAGACGAGGAAGAGUCUGAGCGGCUCACUGGUCUGGAGCGGAGUCUGGCGACGUUGUGGGAGCGUGUGGAGGCCGGAGGGCGGCGGGCGGAGCAGAGACACGUGGAGGUUCUCCAGCUGUAUGCUGACCUCCAGCAGCCUCAGAGCGCCGGCGACCACCUGGAGACGUGGGUCAGCCGCCUGCUGGACGGUCAGCUGACGCAGCUCAGGACAUGCCUGGAUGAGGAGCGACAGCAGAGAGAGCAGAUUCAGCAGCAGGUCGAGUUGCAGCAGGAGAGUCAAGCGUCUCGUCUGGAUCAGCUGCAGCUGCAGUUGCAGACGCUGGUGACGAAGACAGAGGAGGAGCAGCGGCGACGAGACGCUGCUACAACAACCUCAGCUCCACCUGCUGUCAGUGUCGGUGUGGACCGUCGGUCCCAUGAUGCCUUGCUGGCAGAGGUAGCGACAUUGGAGGCAGCUCUAGAGGACGUGAGGCAGGACGUCCAGGGUUUGUCUUGGGUAAAGGACGCCUGCCGCCGACUCGACGAAAUCCAGCAGACGAUCUCCGCUCAGAUCCGUGAGGAGGUCCGGGCUCUUGUCUUCGGGAACCAGCCGGCGGUGGGGGGCGGGGCGGACUUGGACGCCCUGCCAGAGUCGCUCCUCCAGUGGCUGUCACAGCAGUACGUCGGCGGGGCUGACCUGCAGGAGGCGCUGGCCUCUCUGGAGCUCAGCAUCCUGCAGAACCUCAGUCUGCAGCUGGAGCGGCAUGGCAGCGAGCAGAUGGUCCAGGACGGCAUUGUGCAAACUGCUGGGGCUGCUGGGGCCGCCGUGACCCAGGAGGACGUCCGAGUCAUCGUGACCGACGCUCUGCGGCUGUUCUCUCAGGACCGGACCGGCCGGGCCGACUACGCUCUGGAGUCUGGAGGGGGCAGCGUCCUGAGCACUCGCUGCUCUGAGACGUACGAGACGAAGGCGGCGCUGCUCAGUCUGUUCGGACUUCCUCUCUGGUAUUUCUCUCAGUCUCCUCGAGCGGUGAUCCAGCCCGACGUCCAUCCAGGAAGCUGUUGGGCCUUCAGAGGCUCCACAGGCUUCCUGGUGAUCCGUCUCUCCAUGAGGAUCCUCCCCUCCGCCUUCUCCCUGGAGCACCUCCCCAGAGCCCUGGCGCCCAGCGGGGCUCUUCACAGCGCCCCCCGAGACUUCGCCGUCUACGGUCUGGAUGACGAGCGUCAGGACCGAGGGAAGCUGCUCGGAUCUUACACCUUCGACCAAGACGGAGAUUCUCUGCAGACCUUCGCCGCCACCAAGGAGAACGAUGAGACCUUCCAGGUCAUCGAGGUGCAGGUGUUGUCCAACUGGGGUCACGAGGAGUACACCUGCAUGUACCGCUUCAGAGUGCACGGGACGCCCCGCCACGUCUGACCACGCCCACAGAGGCUCCGACUAACCAAGCUCGAGUCUCCGAGAGGAUUUUGUUCGACGAAAGUCUCGUCGGUGACGAUAAACCCG
Messenger RNA from Scophthalmus maximus (turbot), 2763 nucleotides. RefSeq names its product SUN domain-containing protein 1-like. The coding region runs from base 1 to 2676 and encodes 891 amino acids. Gene Ontology annotation, molecular function: protein-membrane adaptor activity. Lineage: Eukaryota; Metazoa; Chordata; Actinopteri; Pleuronectiformes; Scophthalmidae. The transcript has 21 exons. Gene Ontology annotation, biological process: nuclear envelope organization. Gene Ontology annotation, cellular component: nuclear envelope; meiotic nuclear membrane microtubule tethering complex. The record is from RefSeq and is a predicted model, not a curated record.